Molecule: messenger RNA, 1781 nt
Organism: Rubroshorea leprosula
Lineage: Eukaryota; Viridiplantae; Streptophyta; Magnoliopsida; Malvales; Dipterocarpaceae
Source: the annotation of a GenBank genome assembly
AGUAAAUAAGCUUCUAACUCCUAAGCAAUUGUCAGAUUUUUUUCAUUAUUUUUAUGCAUCUUGUCUUCAAUUAUGUUCAGUUACUAAUGCAAUCAAUUGAAUUUUUUAGGUGGUAUUCCCUAGUUUAAAGAAGCUUAUAAUUUGGGAGAUGAGGAGCUUGAUCAAGAUAUGGGACGAACAACUUGAUGAAGAUUCCUUCCGCAAACUAGAUUUCCUUCGUGUAGAAUAUUGUGAAAAACUAUUGAAUAUUUUUCCAAUUAAUAUGGUAGGGAGGCUACAUAACCUAGACGUGUUGUUGAUAAUUUAUUGUGUUUCACUAGAAGAAAUAUUUGAACCUCAAGGUCUAGAUGCUGAUGAAUCAGAAGCACAAAUAACUGCUCAAUCAGCUUUGGUGGAAACAACCCCUAAUUUUGUAUUUCCAAAAGUAACAUCUUUGGGUCUUUGGUGGCUACCUAAUCUCAAGAGUUUCUACUCUCAAAUACAUUCAACAGAAUGGCCGUCAUUGAAAAACUUGCACAUGAUUAAGUGUCAUAAAGUGCAGAUACUAGCUUCAGAAAUUCUGAGAACAAGUGGAGAGAACCAACUUGAAAUCCAAAUUGAACGCCCUCUGUUUUGGGUCAGUAAGGCUACAUUCCCCAAUCUACAAGAACUGAUGGUGGAGUGGAAUGAUGACCUCAAGGAGAUAUGGCACGGUGAUGAUGAUGUCAAGAAUGAUAUUACUUUCACCAAACUGAAGUCUUUGCAACUUAAAGGUCUUCCAAGGCUAGCAAGCUUCUGCUUAGGGAGUUGCAACUUUGAAUUCUCAUCUUUGGAAGAUGUAAUUGUGAUGGGGUGUCCAAAUAUGAUGACUUUCUCUGGGGGAGAAGUGAGUGCACCUAACCUACAGGAAGUAAAAUUCACAAAAGAUGAAGGUGUUAAAUGUUGGGAAGCUGGCCUUAACCCCACAAUAGAACAGUUGUUUGCAGAAAAGAUUGGAUAUGCUGUGGUAACACAUCUGAAACUCUGGCAGUUUCUUGGGUUGAUAGGAAUAAGGAGCAAGAAACCUCAAGAAAUCUUAAAUUUCAGUUGGCUUUGCUCUCUAGAAAUUUGUAAUUGUGGUAACUUGAGAUACUUGUUAACUCUUUCCAUGUCAUUGAGCCUUGUUUCUCUCAAAAAGAUGACAGUACAAAACUGUGAACUGCUGGAGCAAGUCAUCUCAGAAGAAGGGGCCAGCUUGAAGGACGACAUUGUUUUCACCAAACUGAAGUCUUUGGAACUUAAAGGUUUACCGAGACUUGAAGGCUUCUGUUUGGCUCAUUACAACUUUGAAUUCACAUCUUUGGAAGAUGUAAUUGUGAUGACAUGUCCAUAUAUGAUGACCUUCUCUGGGGGAGAAGUAAGUACACCAAAACUGCAUAAAGUGAAAUUAACAGGUGAUGAUGAAGAUGAAGGAUGUUGGGAAGGUGGUCUUAACCGUAGGAUACAUCGUUUGUUCACAAAAAAGAGUGUCAAUGACUCUAAAGAAGACUGAAAUUUAUGCUUUAUAAAAGCUGGUGUUGGUUUAAUCUUCAAUAUGGUCAUAUGGCUCUAGAUUUUAGUGACUGCAAGCUGCAAAUUUUCUUGGCACCUAUAAAAUAUUAUUUAGAUUUCUAAAACUAGCCUUCAGAGUUUUGAACUCCUUGUGUGACCUUGUCUUGUUAGUAUUUAAUUUCGUGUCCUGGUUUGGUAUUGUGGUGUUAAGGACAAUAUUUAAACCUUGUGUUAUCAGAACAUAUGUAUCUUAAUACAGAAAAUGUGGUGUG